AUGGCAUCAAUGAUCUCCAAGGCCCCCCGAGUUUUCGCUAGAAUACCGGUUGCACCUUUUUAUUCAUCUGAAACCGUAACAUUUACGCGCUUUUCGCUGAAACGGCCGAUCCUCUCUUGGGUCUCCCCAUUGCAGCAUCAGAUCCGGAGUGUUGGAGGAAACUCUCCUCGCCAGCCAGGCUCUCAGAAGAAGAACGAACCAUUUUUGGACGAACAAGGCGUCGGAGCGUUAUUCUUUCUUGCCGUUUUUUGGGCGUCGAAUAAGAUGAAAUAUCGGGUUCCAAGGUCAGAGUAUGCGAAGGACUUCGACGUCCCCCAUACAGAGGAAACGCCUCGUCUCUCAGAGUUGCCUAAAUACAAGACCUGA
Molecule: messenger RNA, 366 nt
Organism: Fusarium venenatum
Lineage: Eukaryota; Fungi; Ascomycota; Sordariomycetes; Hypocreales; Nectriaceae
Source: RefSeq, a predicted model, not a curated record